Pistacia vera is the source of this 1428-nucleotide messenger RNA. Its product is annotated as pre-mRNA-splicing factor syf2. The coding region runs from base 227 to 1153 and encodes 308 amino acids. The transcript has 7 exons. NCBI's taxonomy places the organism in Eukaryota, Viridiplantae, Streptophyta, Magnoliopsida, Sapindales, Anacardiaceae. Gene Ontology annotation, cellular component: post-mRNA release spliceosomal complex; catalytic step 2 spliceosome; Prp19 complex. The record is from RefSeq and is a predicted model, not a curated record.
GUUCGCGCUUUGGCCACUAAUUUUUUUUUCCUAUUUUCUCUUUAGCCAAACAAAACCAUCGAGACAGAAGUGAGAAUCGAAAGUACAGGUAAGUCUCUGUUAUCUUUUCAAUUCGAUUUUCUGUUUCAAUUAACUGUUGUCAUCGUUUGGUUGCGUAGAAACUUGAGGAGGAAAAAAACAAUAAGGCAAUUUGAGUUGAUAGAAAGAGGUGAAGUUAGUACAAAAGAUGGAGGAAGAAAGAAGAGUUCACCCGGACUGUAUAAAUGCAGCAAAUCCUUACCAUGAAUGUGUGGAAUAUUGCUUCAGAAAAAUUGCUGAAGCAAAGGUGCGAAUGGGUAAACAAGAAACAGAAGUUGUGCCAGUCAAUGGUGGUAGCGGUCAAUCCAACGCAUCUGCUCAUGAUGUGGUUGAAGAUUUCAAUGAUGAAAGACCAAAUUUUGAGGAACAUUCAGAUAGUGACCAUGACCAACCAGCUGAGGAGAAUUUGGGAGACAUUACAAAGCUUACAGGAAGAGCAAAAAAAUUGUUCGAGUUGAGGCUUAAGAUGAAUGAGGCAAGAAAGGCGAAUCAAACAGCAAUGGUUGCUGAAAAGAAAAGAAUGGAAUCUCCUCAGGAAUCUAGGGGCAUCUCUAAACAAAAAUGGCUUGAGGAGAGGAAGAAAAAGAUAGGCAAACUUCUAGAUUCAAAUGGUUUGGAUAUGACCAAGGCAUAUAUGCUAGAUACACAAGAGGCAGCAGAGACAAAAUAUAAGAAAUGGGAGAAGGAUCCUGCUCCGUUUGGUUGGGAUGUUUUCAAUCAGAAGACAUUGUACGAUGCUUAUAAGAAACGGACAAAGAAUGUCGAGGUUGAUUUAGAGGAAUAUAACAGACUAAAAGAAGCUGAUCCAGAGUUCUACAGGGAUGCUUCAAGCCUCCAAUACGGGAAGGCUCCAAAGGUCUCUGAGGAUAAAGUUGAAAGGAUGGUGAAAGAACUCAAGGACCGGGAGGAGAAAAGGACAUCCUUUAGCAGGAGGAGGAGGUUCCAUGAAGAGAAAGACAUUGACUCAAUUAAUGACCGUAACGAGCAUUUCAACAAGAAGAUUGAGCGAGCAUUUGGUAAAUACACACUGGAGAUCAAAAACAAUCUCGAACGAGGAACUGCCUUGCCCGACUAAGGAUCCUUUUAUGGACACCAAUUGGAAAGAUCUUCGACAUCGAUUAAGGCAAGCGGUCUUUUUCCUAAAGAAAAAAAAUUCGAAGUUGUAUCCUAUUCUUCCAUGCUUUGAAGUUGUUCAAUACAAUGAACCAUGUAGAAUAACUUGUGUUUUCUGGUUGGGUCUGUAACUUCAAGAUAAUGUUGUACCCGUAUACAAUUAUUAUCAUGAAUGAAUUGGACUCCCCACCCCCUUUUUCGUCCCAAAUUGAACAGAAGCAGAUUUUUUUUCUUUUC